AUGUCUUUGUACUUCAAGUUUUCACACCAUCAUAUCUUCUGCAGUUGUUCUUGGUUGAAGACAAUGUCGGAUGAGGAAAGAGAGGAGAGGGAGUUGGAUCUCACCUCUCCUGAAGUCGUCACUAAGUACAAAUCAGCUGCUGAAAUUGUUAACAAGGCAUUGCAGUUGCUGUUGUCUGAAUGCAAGCCGAAAGCUAAGAUUGUUGACAUCUGUGAGAAAGGGGAUUCUUUCGUCCGAGAGCAAACAGGAAAUAUGUACAAGAAUGUGAAGAAAAAGAUUGAAAGGGGUGUGGCAUUCCCUACUUGCAUUUCGGUUAAUAACACAGUCUGCCAUGUUUCUCCGCUGGCCAGUGAUGAGACUGUGUUGGAAGAGGGUGACGUGUUAAAAAUUGAUAUGGGGUGUCACAUAGAUGGUUUUAUUGCGGUUGUUGCGCACACCCAUGUUCUUCAGCAAGGACCAGUUACGGGAAGAGCAGCUGAUGUCAUUGCUGCUGCAAAUACUGCUGCAGAGGUUGCUUUGAGGCUGGUCAGGCCGGGGAAAAAUAACAAAGAUGUUACUGAAGCAAUUCAGAAAGUUGCUGCUGCUUAUGACUGCAAGAUUGUGGAAGGGGUGCUCAGUCAUCAAAAGAAACAAUUUGUAAUUGAGGGAAACAAGGUUGUAUUGAGUGUUUCAGCCCCAGAAACAAGAGUAGAUGAUGCUGAGUUUGAGGAGAAUGAGGUUUAUGCUAUCGAUAUAGUUACAAGCACUGGUGAAGGCAAGCCCAAGUUAUUGGAUGAGAAACAGACAACCAUUUAUAAGAGAGCUGUUGAUAAGAGUUACCAUCUAAAGAUGAAAGCAUCUCGAUUCAUAUAUAGUGAGAUAAACCAGAAGUUUCCAAUAAUGCCGUUUACUGCUAGGGCUUUGGAAGAAAAGCGCGCUCGACUUGGCCUAGUAGAAUGUCUUAAUCAUGACCUCUUGGAGCCAUAUCCUGUUCUUCAUGAGAAGCCUGGUGAUCUAGUUGCACACAUCAAGUUCACUGUUUUGCUAAUGCCAAAUGGGUCGGACCGCAUCACAUCCCAUUCUCUACAGGAAUUGCAGCCUACUAAAACAGUAGAUGACCCUGAGAUAAAAGCCUGGUUAUCUUUAGGCACGAAGAUGAAGAAGAAAGGUGGAGGGAAGAAGAAAAAAGGUAAGAAAGCAGAUGAGGCGGCCAAUGAAGAAACCAAGGAUGAAAAUUCACAUGGAUGA
Molecule: messenger RNA, 1227 nt
Organism: Fraxinus pennsylvanica
Lineage: Eukaryota; Viridiplantae; Streptophyta; Magnoliopsida; Lamiales; Oleaceae
Source: the annotation of a GenBank genome assembly